AUGACUGCCAGCAAAAAACCUGGGAACCGAGAAUGCAAUCAUCCUUGUAAAAAUAAACAUACAUGUGGACAUGACUGCUGUAAAAUUGGAGUUGCACAGAAGUCAGAAAUUAAAGAGUCAACAAUUUCUUCAUAUUUAUCUGAUUUAAGAAACAGGAAUGCUGUUUCAUCUGUUCCUCCAGUUAAACGUCUGAAGAUACAGAUGAAUAAAUCUCAAAGUGUGGACCUUAAAGAGUUUGGUUUUACUCCAAAACCUUCCCUUCCUAGUAUAUCGAGAUCAGAAUAUUUAAACAUAUCUGAAUUACCUAUAAUGGAGCAGUGGGAUCAGCCUGAAAUCUAUGGAAAAGUUAGACAAGAACCAUCUGAAUAUCAAGACAAAG
Messenger RNA from Piliocolobus tephrosceles (Ugandan red Colobus), 379 nucleotides. Its product is annotated as probable ATP-dependent DNA helicase HFM1. Lineage: Eukaryota; Metazoa; Chordata; Mammalia; Primates; Cercopithecidae. The transcript is spliced from 4 exons. The record is from RefSeq and is a predicted model, not a curated record. The annotation marks the transcript as partial.